UAAAAAGUAUUAGUAAUAAAUAUAUUAAAACAGGUCACUCACGUAUCUUAAGUCGAAAUUCGCUCAGCAUGUUUCACUCCGUAAGCAUCAUCAGGAGCUCGCGUUGGCGGACCGGCGCAGACUGACGUGAUGUGUGGACGUGAGUGACCCGUUUUUAAUAUAUUUAAUAUGUCUGUGUCCCACGGAAGUUUUGUAUUAGUAAUAAGUUGAAAACUAGCUUAAAGUUAAUAGUUAUUAAGCUUAAACCAUGUUACAAAUAAGUUUUACAACGAGUCGCUUAAAAUAUAAUUAAACUAGGUUAUAUCUGUGUAUAAGCAAUCUAAGCUAUUUCUCUAUGCUAGUGGGUAAUAUUUUUCACUAAUUGAUUAGAUACAUACUUACAUAGGUAACGAUUGCGAAGUUAUUAGAGCUCCGUACAAAAAUUUGUUGACGGAGCUCUUAUGGGAUUACUUCAGUCUUCGGUCGGCUCUGAAACGGAUAUUUCACGGCUAAGCCCCCUUAAUUGAAGUUUGAGAAAUUUAUUGAUCGUUUUUCUUUCAACAUGGCAUACAGUGUAGAUGCAAGAUUACGGUGGUUAUCUGCGUAACGCGGGAGCCGCCGCAGGCGACGCGGGCCCUAAACUUGAUACGUUUUUAUCCCGACCCUCCCAGGUUUAAUGGUUUAACUUUACUGCCAACUUUAUCAUUGCAUAACAUGGGUAAUUAUUGUCUAACGACUGAAGGAACUGAGCCAAAUACUGAGUCAAAUAUAGGAAGUUACUCCAGUUUUUGGGACAAAAAUAUUUUUUCAUAACUUUAGACUAAAUAUACCUAAACUAUAGUUUCGUGUAUAGUUUUUUUUUUUUGGAUGUUCCAUCAUCAUAAUAUAUCUAUAGGUACAUAAUUAUCUUAGGUUAAUUUGGUGAUUACCUGUACAUAACAUUGAUAAGAGAAGUCUAUAUAAAUAGUGUCAAUAAAUUUUUAUUCAGCCAAUUUCGUGACAUAACAGUUUUUAGUUUAUUUCUACUAGUCCUUCAUUUUUCCUUGAAAACUAAUUUUGUAAAUACCUAAUAAUACAAUAACAAAAAACGCUGCUAACAAUUAACCUUCAGAAUGGAACUCACAGUUCAUCACAUCGCUGUUACAAGAGUCCGCAUGCCCAAUGGGUAUUAACCGUGAAAUAUACGCGGCCAUCACUCUUCAUUCUACCUCCUGCCCAACAUUUCUAAGGUUACGGUGAAAUGGGUGUCACAAAAAUUCACUCGAGUUCUGAAUUUAAUUUCUGUGAUGUAAAGAAAGAACUACUACUGUUGAAUGUAGUUUAAGUUCAUUGAAAUCUAUGUUACCUAAUUACCUACUGUCAAAAAAAGUUUUAUUAAAAAUAGAUUAAAUAGUUUUUAAUGACUGAUGUCAAUAGCAUCAUCAACUUUCAUCAAUGCAAACUUACAAUGUGACGGUGUACGUGUAUAUUACAUAUUAGGGAGGUAAUUUACACUUGUCUUUAUCAGGUGCAAGGUGCAAAAAGCUCUCGUAACCAUAGAAAACAAUUCAAUACUAAAACCCACUUGACAGAAUUUUAAAUUUACAUAAUUAUCGUUUUCAUUAUCUUGCAUUAGAAACGUUAGCUUUUUUUUUAAAUUAACUCAUUCAAGUAGAUACAAAACAUGAGCAUGUGCGAAGUUUACAUCAGCCGAUUAGGUUAAAUUACAGCGAACAUUAUAAGUAGAUCAACUAAGACACGGCACACCCGCUAAUCGAUCGCUCCAAUUAGAACACCAUCCGACAGUAAAAACGGCGAAUCUCGACUCGAGAGGGCUAUCAUUAAAUUCUAAUUAACGUUUACCAUCCGCAUGUGCACGCGCAGGUCCCGUCCCACGCCUGCGCACAAAUCGACGCGUAUUAUGACAAUAUCAAUAACUGUCAUUUCGCCCAAUCAUUAUAGUUUCGUCUCGUUUACGCAAAACUGCCGUAAUUACCGCGCCAUUACCUACGUCUCUUUCGAACUCAUUAAUCUCAAGUAACGCUGGUAACGAACCGCUCUUUCCAUUUCUUUCGCGCGAAACAAACGACGGCUACGCGGAAAAACGCGAUGGACAAAACUAUACCCAUCCUCUUUUAAUGCACUUGGAACGCUCGAAAAUGAAGUCGUCGCGAGCGUUUUCUUUUUUCACUUCAAAAUUAAAUGAUAGUUCCUUUUUCAAAAUGACAAGGCGAAAGUUGGAACAGUUUUGAAAUUGGAAGUUCCCCUCCACCCGAAGGGACUCGUUAGGCGCGGGCGCUUUUUUCAACAAAAAGAAAAUAAGGCUCGCGGGAAAGAGAGGUUUGGUGGAGGCUUUUUAUAGUCGUUGUUCCGAUGCGCUGGCGCACGGCGGUAUCGGAGCUUAGGAGCGAGCCUUAAUCUUAUUCUAAUAAAAAGCUUACGCAUAUAUUGCCGCGCUAUCAUUAAACUUGGAAAUUUAAAAUAGUUUUUUCACAAUGUGUAGUGACGUCGCGCUGUGAGGUUGCAUACGUGUUUACUAUGGACGGCACGUGCGUUUUAUCGUUUAUUUUAUGACUGGAUUAUGACGUUUAGUGAUUUUUAUUUUGUGGAAAAGGGUUGACGCUUUUAUUGAGCAAUCAUUAAGGUUUGAUCGUCCGAACUGUGUGGUCGUGUUAAUUUUUUUACAAUUGGCUGAAAAAUGAUUGAAUAUAUUAGUUGUGCAUAAGUGAAUACUAGUACUCACAAACCAGUUUGUUCAUCCCUUUAAAAUGUUUUUAAGAUUCGAACCAACAAAGUCCACAAAGGGCGCCAGCAAGAUGCGGCGUGACCUGAUCAACGCAGAGAUCUCCAACCUGCGGGACCUGCUUCCGCUGCCGCCCUCCACCCGCCAGCGCCUCUCGCAGCUGCAGCUCAUGGCCCUCGUCUGCGUCUAUGUGCGGAAAAUGAAUUACUUCCAACAAGUGUUUAAAAGUCACGACUUCAGCUACGAGUAUCAAGAGCAAGCAACACCAACACCUAACAUUGGAUUUUCAAAGGCAAUGAACGGUUUUAUGAUGAUGAUGACACAGAACGGAAAACUGUUGUACAUAUCGGAAAAUGCUGCGGAAUACCUGGGACACUCCAUGGAAGAUUUAUUAAUACAUGGCGAUAGCGUAUACGACAUUAUAGAUAGACAGGAUCACCAGACUGUUCAAACUGAACUGAAUAGAGGGAGCAAUGGAGAGACUGAAAACGUACCAAAGAAUAGGCAUUUCUUCUGUAGAAUGAACGUUUCAAGAAACGCGAGGAGACAAAUGAGAUUCGGAGAUCAAAAAGUGGCUCUAGUGCGGGGCCACUUCGUGUCGUACCUGCCACUGUGCAGCCGCAACGAGCCGGUAUUCCUGGCAGCGUGCACGCCGCUCGCCAUGCCCGAGACGCGCGAGUGCGUCGUGCACGGCGCCACCAACGUCUUCACAACGCUGCACACCAUGGACAUGAAGAUACUGCACGUCGACGCCAACGGUGAAUGGUACUUAGGUUGGAAGAAAUCAGAAUUGGUUGACGUGUCGUGGUAUCAGUUACUCCACUGGGACAGUUUGCGAGAAGCACAAAGUAAACAUAGACUAAUAACCCAGUCGGAGCAGGACAAGUGCUGCAUACUGCUGGUGAAGCUGCAGCAGCGAAGUGGGCAGUUCCUGUGGGUGCACGUCGUGCUGCAGGUGAAGGACGCCGCCGACGCUCCGCGACAGUUCAUCGUGGCCACUAACCAAGUUUUAAGUGAAGAGGAAGCUUCAAUUAUGCUUGCAAACUCCUGGCUAUACCAAUACUACGGCUACCAGAACCAACCCUGCGGAGUCUUAGAUCCCAGGUGCCAAAAGUUCUUUAGAAGAGAGAACACCUACCAGGACGCGUAUCAAGAAGCGUACCCUUAUGUAGAGAACCAGGAGGUCGAGUAUCCAGGGUAUCAUGUAUCUUCGUACGUGCCACAGAAGAUGGUUGAAGAUUUCAGUGGCUGUGAGAGGACAUAUUCAGAAAGAGGACCAGUCGACUAUUCUACUCACUCUCCGCAGUCUACGAUAAGUGAAGAAAGAUCUCCCCUGCACUUUGACCCUUCGCCGGAGGUCGUCGUGAACAGCAACAUGUAUAUGUACCCACACCCCGGCAAGCGAGAGUACUAUGAACAGUACUCAAGAGUCGGCUACCACGUGCAGGAGCCGUGUACCAGUACUGCGAUAGAAGGUAUGGAAUAUCCCAGUCCAAAGCGGAUGCGGCUGGCGCCCCUAACCUUGGAUACCGAUGGCAUGGACCGGUGGAACCCCAGCCCGCCCUGGUCCGACACCCUCAAGGCUCCUGAAUUCCAGCGGUUCGGCUACAACCACGUCGUACAACCCGAACGAGCAAUGGUUACUUAAGUCUAGCUUAACUCUCAAUGUGUUAUAAUUGUUAUAUGUAAAUAUGUAUGAGGAUUUCUUCUUCUCUUAAAAUAUGAUUUCCAUCAAAUCUUUGAUGAUUUUGCCAAUGUCAGGAUUUACAGAACUGUUUUUGUUUCAAGAAACGUCACUUUUGACACCGACAUUUCUGAUCCAUAUCGUAUUUAGACCUAAUAUUUGACGUAUCUUAAAGUUCGAAUCGGGCUGUAGGUUUUAUAUGUAAAUAAAACAGCGUCGCACCCUAUUAGGGACCGUCAAUUUCGG
Messenger RNA from Cydia pomonella (codling moth), 4631 nucleotides. RefSeq names its product PAS domain-containing protein cky-1-like. Lineage: Eukaryota; Metazoa; Arthropoda; Insecta; Lepidoptera; Tortricidae. Gene Ontology annotation, molecular function: RNA polymerase II transcription regulatory region sequence-specific DNA binding; DNA-binding transcription factor activity, RNA polymerase II-specific; protein dimerization activity. The record is from RefSeq and is a predicted model, not a curated record. Bases 2727 to 4349 code for a protein of 540 amino acids. Gene Ontology annotation, biological process: regulation of transcription by RNA polymerase II. The transcript is spliced from 11 exons.